AUGGAUGAUCCGCUACGUACGACUAGCUCUCAUAUGAGCAGACGAGCAAUCAUGGCCCGUUAUUUCAAUUUGUGCGCUCCGGUAGGGCAUGCUGGGGUCCCUCUCCCACAAGAUCUUUAUUCAGGGAACCAGAACAAACUCUGUUGCUCUGCGGAUGGAAAGGCAUUUAGGCAUGUCAUUUUAACAGGUAAAAAAGAUGAUCAGGAGCAGGCAUCUGAUGUCAUUUUGAACCUUCCCAUUGAAAUUAAAACCCUGAUUACAAGUCAUCUAUCACAACAUGACUUGGUGAAUUUAGCCAGAGUUUCAAGGUCAUUUUACGACGCAGCUAUGUUCUCUUUAUAUGAGAACGUAGUUAUUGAUUCAGACUAUUCAUUCUUAAAUGACCCUCUAAGAGAUACUGGCGAAAAAGUCACAUUCAUCAAAACACGAUACAACCUGAAGAAAUUUAUGCAAUUAAUCCGCGAAAACUCAGAUACACCAUUUCCAAUGGGUAUGCUUGUCAGAUCCUUCAAAGUAAUCAAUCUCCCAGAUGGCAUAAGCCGCAAUGAGGUAAGAUCAUUUAUAUAUGACAGUAUUCCAAAUCUGACAAGACUGUCCUCAUUUUAUUGGAAAACUAAUUCUUCAGUACUUCCUUUGAGCCUUUUGGAUGUGCUUCCAAAUAAGGAAGAGAUAACGACAUUGGCGUUCAAUGUCGAUUUGGGCAAAACGACAUCUUUUACAUCAAAUGCAUUCCCUAGUCUGACGAAAAUCUCAUUGGCACCCUUUGUUAACUCUCAAAAUCUAUCUGCAUUUUUUGAAAGUAUUUUGUUAUCCGAAGGUGAAACUAUUGAGAAGCUCGAAACACUCCAGCUUGCCUCCGAACUUCCAUCCGUUUUGCACAAACCGAGCGGAAAUGUUAGUUCCGCGCAAUGUCUCGUCAUUACCAAGUAUAUGAUGGAUAACAAUUUGCAACAGCCAAAUACGUCUGAGAGUGACCGAUUCAUCGUUUACAAUCAAAUAGACUGCGGGUUCUGGAGUUUUCUUAAUGCUAUAGCAAAGAAAGGAAAAAGAUUUGAGUCUCUCAAGAUUCUUGACAUUCAUUCAGCGAACUUCCUCUCUACUGACUCCAAUGAAGUCUGUAACAUAGUGAACUUGAAGAAUCUUCGCACCUUGUGUCUUUCUAAUAUAAAUGAGAUACAAUUUCUACCAGAUGUGGAUUACGAAGUUCAUGACGUCAGUAACCUUGCUCUACGGUACAUGAAACCAAGUUUUUUGGAAGGUUUAUUACCAAACUUGCGUCAGCUUACGAAAUUAAAACUUGAUUAUAGAGAAUCAAUGAAAGACACAGUUUGUGAAUUUAUCGGUGCGUUACAGACGAAAGCAAAUAUUUCCUUGAGGGAGCUUGAUAUUGUGAUUCACUGGGAUGAUAGUAAAGAGGCUGUUUGGUCAAGCUGGGAGACUUUAGCAGAGAGAUAUAUUGCUGCCAUAUUAUUGCAUAAAAAAACGUUAAGGAAACUAUCACUGAUAGCAACUGAAGAUUCAAAAUUCUAUGAACUUCACAAGACGAUACCUGCAAAUAUGCUGAGAUCGCUCAAGGAUUGUCGACAUCUCCAGAGUUUAAGACUCCAUGGAGAGUCAUUGCAUCCGUCUGGUCAUCUUUUAUUGAGUGAAUUUCCAGAUCUGCAUUAUCUUGAUUUGGUGGGAAAGGAGGCUGGUGGGCCUCCGCACAUGGGGUUACAAGUCGUGCACGAUGGUGUGCUCGACAAUUGGUAUAGGGUUAUACACGUAGCUAUUACGCUGGCGCAGGGAAACCCUUCAUUAAAAUUUGUAAGGGUAGACAAAUGUCUUUUUGAAUGUGGUCGAAGCGGUAACGUGUCGCCGAAACUCGAUAACUUGAAGAAUUGGUUUGAAAAGAAAAUGAGAGUUGUGGUUUCGGCGGAUGAUUUUUAG
Lachancea fermentati is the source of this 1929-nucleotide messenger RNA. Lineage: Eukaryota; Fungi; Ascomycota; Saccharomycetes; Saccharomycetales; Saccharomycetaceae. The record is from the annotation of a GenBank genome assembly.